Messenger RNA from Vidua chalybeata, 2295 nucleotides. RefSeq names its product branched chain keto acid dehydrogenase kinase (gene BCKDK). Gene Ontology annotation, cellular component: mitochondrion. The record is from RefSeq and is a predicted model, not a curated record. Lineage: Eukaryota; Metazoa; Chordata; Aves; Passeriformes; Viduidae. Gene Ontology annotation, biological process: protein phosphorylation; regulation of glucose metabolic process. The coding region runs from base 1 to 1371 and encodes 456 amino acids. The transcript has 13 exons. Gene Ontology annotation, molecular function: pyruvate dehydrogenase (acetyl-transferring) kinase activity.
AUGGCGUUCCCGCGCGCGCGCACUGCGGCCGGACCGUACCACCCUGAGGGGAACGCGCGGGGGGGGAGGAAGGGAGAACCAAAGCAGGGGCGGGAACGGGCGAGUCCAUUGCGAGGCGAACCCGGGGGAGGCGUCGGGGAGGCCCCGGGGCCGCUGGUUGGAGAUGCUGCGGCGCCUUUUGGGGGGGGGUCUGCGGGGGGGGGGAGGGGCCCCCCACAAUCCCCCGCCCGCGGCGCCGGCGACCAAACCCCCCCGGACCUGGCCCGGGAGCGCUGCAAGGCCGUCACCUCCUUCUACCACCAGCCCGCCAUCGACGCCGCCGCCGAGAGGCCCUCGGUGCGCCUGACCCCCACCACCAUGCUCUACUCGGGGCGCUCGCAGGACGGCAGCCACAUCCUGAAAAGUGCCCGGUACCUGCAGCAGGAGCUGCCCGUGCGCAUCGCCCACCGCAUCCAGGGCUUCCGGAACCUUCCCUUCAUCAUCGGCUGCAACCCCACCAUCCUGCACGUGCACGAGCUCUACAUCCGCGCCUUCCAGAAACUCAGCGACUUCCCCCCGAUCCAGGUGCGCAGUGACGAGUCCCAGUACUGCGCGUUGCUGCGGCAGCUGCUCGAGGACCACAAGGACGUGGUGACGCUGCUGGCCGAGGGGCUGAGGGAGUGCCGCAGGCACAUCCAGGACGAGCGGCUGCUGCGGCCGUUCCUGGACAAGACGCUGACGUCGCGCCUGGGCAUGCGGAUGCUGGCGGCGCAUCACCUGGCGCUGCACGAGGACAAGCCGGAUUUCGUCGGCAUCAUCUGCACCCGCCUGUCCCCCAAGAAACUCAUCGAGAAGUGGGUGGACUUCGCCAGGCGCCUGUGCGAGCACCAGUACGGGAACGCGCCGCGCGUGCGCAUCAACGGCCACGUGGCCGCGCGCUUCCCCUUCAUCCCCCUGCCCCUGGACUACGUCCUGCCCGAGCUGCUCAAGAACGCCAUGAGGGCCACCAUGGAGUCGCACCUGGACACGCCCUACAACGUCCCCGACAUCGUGGUGACCAUCGCCAACAACGACAUCGACCUCGUCAUCCGGAUCUCGGACCGCGGCGGUGGCAUCCCGCACGAGCUGCUGGACAAGGUGACCGAGUACCACUUCAGCACGGCCGAGGCCAGCGCGCAGGACCCGCGCCUGGGGGGGCCCUUCCGCGGCCUGAUGGACGCCAGCGGCCAGCCCGGGCCCAUGCACGGGUUCGGCUUCGGGCUGCCGACGUCGCGCGCCUACGCCGAGUACCUGGGGGGGUCCCUGGUGCUGCAGUCGCUGCAGGGCGUCGGCACCGACGUCUACCUGAGGCUGCGGCACAUCGACGGCAAGGCCGAGAGCUUCCGCAUCUAGGGGGGCUUCGGGGGGCCCGGAGACCCCCCCCGAGGUGGACAGUGGUCAUCGGGGUCGCGGCGAGCCCCGAACGUUGGGUUUCGGUCACGAGAACCGUGGAGAACCUUCCAAAGUUGGACUUUUGGGUCGUGGAACCCUUAAAAGUUGGGGUUUUGGUCAUUAAAAUCGUGGAGAACCUUCCCAAGUUGGGUUUUGGUCAUCAAGGUCAAAGAGAACCUUCCAAAGUUGGGUUUUGGUCAUUAAAGUCAUGGAAAAUUCUUAAAAGUUGGGUUUUGGACAUACAAAGCAUGGAGAACCUUCCCAAGUUGGACUUUUGGGUCAUGGAACCCCUAAAAGUUGGGGAUUUAGUCAUUAAAAUCGUGGAGAACCUUCCCAAGUUGGACUUUGAGGUCAUUAAAAUCAUGGAGAACCUUCCAAAGUUGGGUUUUGGUCAUUAAAGUUGUGGAAAACUCUUAAAAGUUGGGUUUUGGUCAUUAAAAUUGUGGAGAACCUUCCCAAGUUGGGUUUUGGUCAUCCAGGUCAAAGAGAACCUUCCAAAGUUGGACUUUUGGGUCGUGGAACCCUUAAAAGUUGGGGAUUUAGUCAUUAAAAUCGUGGAGAACCAUCCCAAGUUGGACUUUCAGGUCAUUAAAGUCAUGGAGAACCUUCCCAAGUUGGGUUUUGGUCAUCAAGGUCAAAGAGAACCUUCCAAAGUUGGGUUUUGGUCAUUAAAGUCAUGGAAAACUCUUAAAAGUUGGGUUUUGGACAUACAAACCGUGGAGAACCUUCCCAAGUUGGACUUUUGGGUCGUGGAACCCCUAAAAGUUGGGGAUUUAGUCAUUAAAAUCGUGGAGAACCUUCCCAAGUUGGACUUUGAGGUCAUUAAAAUCAUGGAGAACCUUCCAAAGUUGGGUUUUGGUCAUUAAACUCAUGGAAAACUCUUAA